UUUUAUUUAUGUUAAAUGAGUUCUACAUCUUUUUUAUUAAUAAUUAUACAGGUAUCUUCAGGAAAGGAUGGUUCAAAAAAGGAUGUAAUCAUGGUUGAUCCUGUGGAAGCCAAGCGAUUAGCGGCCAAACAAAUGGAAAGAAUUAAAGCAAAAGAAAAACUCAAGAAAAGACGCCAAAUUGAGGCAAUUAACGGAGCUUGGGCAAUGAUUGGCCUCACGGUGGGUUUAGUUAUUGAAGGUCAAACCGGAAAAAGUAUUAUGACUCAGCUGCAAGACUACUUUGGAGCAAUUAUUCACCUUUUUGUGAAGUAGACAGUCCAAAAGGUGCAUGGAUACAUACUAAGAAAUGCAGAUUCUUUCUCACAUUCUUUGUGAAUAUAUCUGUUAAAGGUUUACCGAUAAGGUUUUUUUCUUAACAAACCAAACCAUACAAUUUUCACUACUCAUUUUUCCUUAUUACCCGUUAAUGCUACAUAUGUAAC
Vicia villosa (hairy vetch) is the source of this 482-nucleotide messenger RNA. RefSeq lists its product as uncharacterized. Bases 16 to 312 code for a protein of 98 amino acids. The transcript has 3 exons. Gene Ontology annotation, cellular component: chloroplast thylakoid membrane. The record is from RefSeq and is a predicted model, not a curated record. NCBI's taxonomy places the organism in Eukaryota, Viridiplantae, Streptophyta, Magnoliopsida, Fabales, Fabaceae.